This is a messenger RNA of Paramuricea clavata, 9459 nucleotides long. The record is from the annotation of a GenBank genome assembly. NCBI's taxonomy places the organism in Eukaryota, Metazoa, Cnidaria, Anthozoa, Malacalcyonacea, Plexauridae.
AUGUGUGACAGAAAGAGAGAAAUUUCUUAUUCCUGUCAAAGCUAUUGGUGAACGUGCAGUAAUAGACUUUCCCGAUUCCGUAAACUUUGGGAGCUGUCCUGUCAAGGAUACGACGACCAAGACCUUGUUUGUGAGAAAUAUUGGCAAGAGAGAAGCCAAGUUUUCCCUUUCUUUGGAGAGGUAAGAAAUUGAACGGGAUGAUGUUCUGUAUGGAACAGAUGCCAAAGAAAUUUAAACUCACUGCUGAUCAUCUUUAGAAUUCAGAACAGUCAGGGUUUCAAACAAGCCGGCGGAAGCCAGAGCUCGGGGUGGUUUUAUGAUGUCUACGACUGCCUGCUAUACUUUCUUUAAAUUAUACUGUGCAGCCAUCUCGCUUUUUCGCGGUUUGUGGCUAUAAAGUGGCCGCAUUUCGGCAUAUACCUUGUAGUCAGGGUUUUGUCUACAUAAAAGUGUAGUAUGCUGUAGUUUCGUAGGUGGUAGCUCAGCUGUAUCCUAAUAAAGUUAGAUUUGUAAGUUUAACUAUUGUCUAAAAAGCAAGAACUAGCUACAUCUACCAAUACCACCAUACAAUAAGACGAGUUUUCAGACAGAAUGACUAAAUUAAGAAUGUUCGGUAUACCGAAUAUAUCGGUAUUGAAACCAAUAUCGGUUUAUCGUUAUGAUUUUUUCAGUCAAACUGAUAUACCGAAACUUCCGAUAUAUCGGAUACACAGCAUGCAUAUGGUGAAAUAAUCAAUUUUUGUUUUACUCAGAUGCAAAGUAAAAGAAGUAGACAUUUCGUGUUAAAGACAAUGUCAACAGCUUCGAAAUUAUCAUAAACAGUGUUUCUACUUUUGAAAUUAUUCAAAAUCAAAAUUUCCUUCAAAUUUCUACUAAGGAAUUUUCCUAUCUAAUUUAAAAGGCGAAAAACCGGUAUACCGAUAAUAUCGGUAUAAUUUUCCCGGUAUACCGAUACCGGAAAAUUCUCAUACCGAAAUUCCUAAAUGACUUUCUGAAUGAUGAAAUCCAAAAGUCUCAAAAACUUGUCCUGUCAGUCAGGGCUUUUAUAAUUUUUUACGUAAGCGGAUGCGGCGAGAAAGAAAGCGGCUGUCCUCGUGAAGGAAUAUUUUUAUUAAGUCCAAGGAAAUAAUUCAUGACAGUAUUUGAAUAAUUGUGUUUAUUGUACAGGGGCUUUUUUUCAUGGUCAGUUAGCUGAAAAAAGCUAUAGUUAAACUUUAGUACACUUUAAGUUCUUGUCAAUUAAGGGAUAUCUGCAUGUUAAUAUUAAUAAUUAAGGGAUAUCAAAUCCAUCAAUAGGAUAACCGUAGACUAGAAUAAGCAGAGAAAUUUCCAAGAAAUAUUUCUCGUUCAUUCGUACAGGUUUGCAGCAAAUUUUGUACAAGUACUAUUAUAUGUAUUUAUUGUUUAUAUGCGGCAAAAUUACGAGUUUUACGAAAUCAUGUUCAUUUCUUACUUUCUUUCAUCCGGGACAUCAGGAUUAUAAUAAUUUCCUUGUCUAGAAGGUAUAAAAAGAAUAUCUUUGUAGGAAAACAUUCAAUUCAUCGUUAAAUUUUAGUCACAGAAACGAGCCCAAGAAGUUUAUAAGAUAUAAAUAAAAGAUAAUUAAAAUGUAUGUGGAAAGUGGUGUAAAAAUAAUUUUAUUUUCAUGCGUGUUUUAGCCCGUUUUCUGUCACACCCGACAAAGGCAGUUUAGCUGUUGGUGAAAGUAUGCAGGUCCAUGUUCAGUUUAAAGCAUUAAAGACUGGGGAUUAUAACUGCAAUAUGAUAUUACAUUACGACACAGGUAAAUUGUAAAAUUCAGGGCGAUUAGUACUUCAAGAUCUUGCAUGGAUAUUUUGUGCGAUUUUUAAAUAGCGUGAAACAUUGUCUAAGGAUAGUGGUGCACAGAUCCAAAAUAUCCGUGCAAGAUGACGUAUUACCUUCAGGGCUUAAAAUAACCGCUGGUCACCGCUCAAUGAUCGGCCAAAUAAUUAAAGAAUCACAGUCAACUGUGAUGCUUCGCGCGCUAUGUAAAUAUUUAUAUAAAUGGCAUUGCAACCUUGUUGGACCUGUUCAUAAAAUAAACUGUAAACAAGACGCCUGCUCAUGCGUUCACACUGGCCUCGCGGUUGGUAAAAUACCAUCGCAAUACUCUAAAAAAUAAUUCCAAACAUGUAGAUGUUCUUCACUUCUUGACGGCCGUCACUUCAUGAUCACAAACUUUCAGAGGACGGCACAAUAAAAAUCCAUACAAAACCAAUAGAGUUCAGCGAUGUCAUAUCGAAAAACACAGAAAAGUGCAAGCGCAAUGAAAUAUAGUAAAAUACGUCCCACAAUUACAGCGUCUAAGAUUUGUAACGUAGUUAAACACGAAAGUCGUUCUGAUUUACAUUGUGUAGAGUUGGUCCUAAUAUAAAUCGUCGUGAGCUGUUUUAGCUAAAUUGCGCAAUCCUGAGCCCACGAUGCCGCAAUGGAAAGUCUAAUAAAAUGGUGGAAUGCAAAACAAUAAAAACAUUUUAGCGCGCAAAGCAUCACGGUCGACUGUGAUUCUUUAAGUCGGUUAUGCUGACCAGAUAUCCAUUCGUCUUGACUUCAUCAUGUGGUCAUGAGUCUUUUCUAUUUCUAGAUGAAGAUGUAUACGUCACUCUGUAUGGAGCUGCUGUCGACGUGAAUGUCAGAUUGGACAAAAACACUUUAAAACUAGAGAAUACAUUCAUAUCUUGUACAUCACAGAGGUAUGCCACGAAAGCGACAAAAAUAUAUAAGAUUCAUACGCUUUGUACCUGCACUGAGGUGAAUAAUUGUUUUAGCAUAUACCACAACAAAACAACAAUGACCAAAAAAACAACGAAAAUGUUUUUAAAACAAUUUGUAUUUCAGCUCCCGCAUAGUAGUUGUGAACAAAAUAGUAUAUGUACACGCUUUCGGUAAUCUUAUCAUUUUUAUUCAGUAGAAAUAGCUUUAAGGAAUACCUCUUUACAGUGUUAAACAAAACUUUGUGACUUUCAUCCUGCCGUAGGUUGGAUUCCUGUAAAAUGGCUUGCGCACAACGUGUAAAAGCUUUGAUCGCAUUUUGAGUUAAUGGAUGGAAAACGUGUUUGGUUUUUAAUUACUGUACACAAUUUCAGACAAUUUGCUGUAGUUUAACCCUUUAACUAUUCAUGCUUAAUUAAUGCUUUUACCUAAUUUGCAUAUUGCUGCAAUAUGCAAAUUAGGCAAAUGCAUUAAUUAAGCAUGCAAAAGGCUUUUUUAGGAAAAAAUGUAAGUGUGUGUAAAUAUUUAAAGGCUUAAACUGAAGCAAAUUGUCGUGCAGCAAUUAAAACGCAACACAUUAUUCUCCCAUUAACUCAAAAUACGAUUAAAGCUUUUAAAUCUCGUGCGCAAGCCAUUUUUAGUUUUUUUGGAAAAGAGACGCCCCUCCUGGUUUACAAAAUUUGAGUUCGAGAAUUUUUUUUCAUUAUUCUACAUUAUAAGUACCCAAAGAAGCUAUACAUAUAUAAAAAAAACCCGAAUACUAAUAGCUGUUUUGCGAAAUUGAGAGCAAUUUCAAAUCUGUUCAGUUUUUUUUUUAUACAUUCUGUAGUUGCAUGUUUCGCAUCUGCUCUUGGUUAUCUAUGUCUGAUAAAUGUAUAAAUUUAAACACAAAAUUUCCAUUUACAAAAACCCUUCCCCUCUUCGGCUAAGGCUUUCUGGAAUGGGAAUAUGCUGACCAUAUAGAGUCAUUUGGCCCAAAUAGAAUAUUACAGUAAAAUAUAAUUAAUUUCUUUACGUUAGAACUGUCCUCGUUCACAACAGAAGUGAUCACAUUGUGAACUUUCGCUGGACGAGAUUUGCAACGUUGACGGAAGAGUUACAACACAAAGAAAGGUUGGUUGUGAUGAGAAAAUGUUUUAAAAAAUUAGUACAUUCUUGUAUUUGUGCAAUUGUAGUAGAUACGCAUCCAGAGUAACGAACUAUACCUGGACAUUAGACAUUCGCUGUAAAAGCAUUUCAUGUUGCUUUCAGAUGCAAGAUGGAUUUAAGACGAGAAGAAGAAAUUGAAACAGAUGUUUUUCUCAUGGAAUGUACUCAGGAUGUUACAAUACGAGAUCAAAUGUCCAUUCUUCAGCGUUCAUUUCAAACUCGAAACCGGGUAUACGACUUUAUUUAUGCAGCUUACAAUUGCUGAUGUGCCGCGAAAUGCGAAUUCUCUAUGAUAUCAACCCCCCCUGGGCGUAGUUAUUUUAGGCACUUGGGUACCAAGAAUGGGAGAGAGGCGCUUAUUGUGGGGGGGGGGGGGCUCUCUUUAUAGAGAGAAAGGGCGCCUCGUGAAUUAGCGAAUUACGGUAUCCUACAUACGAACCUACAGGAUAGUUAGCCUGCCAAUCGCAAUUUUUUUUGUUUAAUAAAUAUUUAAUUUGAAAAGGAAAUUUGCCCCAAGAGCUACUGGUUGCUCAUCUAGGGGGCUCACCUCACAUUUACAUAAAUAGAAAAUAAACACACAACUCGAUCAAACAAUCAUACAUUCAGUGUAUAGAAGAAAAACACACAGGGAAGUACUGAAAGAUGAACAAACAGAUUCAAAUCUUACUUGAUCAAACGAGAACAAGAAUUGCAUGUGAGUUGACUGGAACAAGAAUUGCAUGAGAAUUGCCAAGUAAAUUGCAAAUCGCAAUUUACUUGCACUGUCAGAUAUUAUGAAAGUAACAUACCUACAUAAUGUGUUAAAGGGGAUGAAAUACACAUUACUGAUUGCGUUAGAUGUUUAACCAACUGUCAGCCUUGAAUUCUCAUGUUUACUUUAGACGGUCGAUGCAGACAAACUCAUUUACAAAGAUGAUGUUCUUGAAAUUCAACCAUACGUGAGUACUGUUCGACGUAUCUCGACAACGCGUAAGCCAAACGGAAGUCCAUCGAGAUGUUAUAGAUCGCGAGUAAUGGCUUGAGCAGUUCUUGGUUGAAAUAAAAAACGGCAGCCAAUUUCACAUUUGUGAUUUCAAACCAGAACGGCUGUCGCCAUCAAUCACCAUCUAUCACGGUUCGAUUGACUUCCGCUUCGCAUAGGUGUUAUCAAUUGUCAAUGUGAUGUGUUUGUUCAAAAUGCUCAGAAAAGGUGUUUUCUAAUCAGUUUUUAACCACGUUGUCUUAUUUUUAUAGGAAGGUGUUAUUUGGCCAAAUUCAUCAAUGGAAAUUGAUAUUGCAUUUACUCCAUUGGAAGCACAGAGGUAUAGAGCGAACCGACAGGAAUUUUUGGAAAAUCAUAAGUAUUGCGUAUUACUUGCAUAUAAUCUCCGUUUUGAUUUGUAAAAAUAAUUAUUGAUAUCACGUAAUUUAUUAUAACACGUGCGGAUAAUAGUUGUGUACAUGUGGAUAUGACGCCACUCCCAAGAGAAUAAUCGCAACGUUAGCAAAAGCCAAUUGGUGUACACGAAGAACAUGUAAAGCCGAGGCGAGAUUUGCUCGGUAGCUGAAGCGAUUUGGAAAAACGUUUAGACGAAAAAGAAGCGGAAAACACUAAAUAAGCUGCAAAACAGCAUUAAGAGUUUUUAACGAAGAUAAGCGAACCUCAGGAAAAAAAGUCCUACAACUAUUUUGCUCCAACAACUUUGUUUUAUCACGGUACAGCUUCGGCAGAUAAUACAUCCUCGGCCUUGAUAGUUAACAGUUAUUCACGAAACGCGAAACGUUGAGGUGAAUCAGGUGAAUAUAAUAGACCUUUAUUUAAAAGUCUGCCUUGUGACGUAGUUUGCGGAUAAAGGAAAACCCCACACAGCCAUUUGGCUUGCCUGAUUGGCCAAAUGAUCGAAUUUAUCCGCAAACUACGUCACAAGGCAGACUUUUUAAAAAGGUCUAUUGUUUUAGCAUAUACCACAACAAAAAUAUUUUCAAAACAAUUUGUAUUUCAGCCCUCGUAAUAGUUGUGAACAGAACAGUAUUUACACACUUUCGGUAACUUUAUCAUUUUUAUUUUCGUGUUUGGCGAAAUCCCGGAACGAAACGGGAAGCCAUUUUGUUUUUGUCCGGAGGUGGAUAGUGCAAUGUUAUCCGGAUCUGAGCAACCAAUCAAAUUGCGUGAAAAGUGCUAUCUAUACCCCCUGAUAUUUCUUGCUCAAUCUCAUCCAUUAAUUAUAAAUGAUAUGUAUAAUUCAUUAUAGUUAUGCUCGAACUUUGUACUGCGAUGUGGCUGGCAGGGAAUCUCGACUACCACUGAGAAUCAGAGGCGAAGGUAUAGGACCACGUGUGGUGUUCUCAUUGGAUUCACUUGAUAUUGGAAAUAUAUUUGUAAACUCAAAACAUUCUUAUGAGGUUUGUUACAAUUUGGCAAUUGUCUGUGAAGUUCAUGCAACUACAAGCUAUACUAUUACAGAAAAUAGAGAGAAAAUAUUUUUCUGACCCAGACCAAUUAUUUCUGUUAGGCAGCCUGACUACUGCAACACCGCGGAAAAACGUCUGUGCAUCGCCACUUUUACUGAAAUUCGUCUGAACAUGGUGUAAGUGUUCCGAAGGUUGUCAAAAACUCGAAAUGGAAGAGACUUCGAUGUUUUGCCUUUUUUGUGAAAAUACAAACGGGAUAAUGAAUGUGACAACCUAAAAACUAGAAAUAAUUACAGUCUACAUGUGCAAGAAGUAGUAUUAUGCAAGAAAAUAAACAAAAGGUGACUGUCGAUAAAUUUAUUGCAUAAAACGUUCUUUAACUUUAGGUUUUCGUAGGUUCAUAUGAUCCACAUUUUUGUCAAUAACUUUUUUUGCGCAGAAUGUAUAAUUUUUGCGUUCACUAUAUUUAAGGGUAAUUAUUUACUCUACAAUUUAAUCGUGUGCAAAUGCUUACAUAUUUGAAAGUUUUUUUAACUUUUGUGUCUAAAGUUUGGUAUUCGACAAUUUUUCAAGAAAUGUUCACACGCCUCCUGGUCUAAAACGAUAAUUUUUUAUUUUUAAUUUAGAUUUUAAAUGUUAGAAAACUUUUUAUUAAUGACUAUUAAACUACGCGUGUAGUGUAUUUUUUGGUUUGUUUCACUUGUAUUAAAGAAUUAAAUAGCCUUGUUUUUGUUUACAAUUUGGCAUUUAAAUUCCUUACCAUUUUUUCUAGUACACGCGUAUGCGCAGACGUUUUUCCGCGGUGUUGACUACCGCAGUGAAAUGAAUAUAACUGCAAUCUUGGAAAUAACUGGUUGAGACUAUUUUCUCCGUAUACAAAAUUCGGACAUCCUUAUGAUAAAUUCCAUGUUGUGCUUCUUAAGCCCCCAUUGCCCCAACUCAUUGCUGAGCUUGUGUCAUGGUAAGUUACCAAAAGUUGUUUUGGCGUUGUUUACAACAUCGAACUGGGGAGGAGGGGGUGACAAAAUUUGUUUUGUCAAUGUUCAUUAACUUGGCAGUAUUGGCUGGAACGGUCUCAAGGAUUUUGUCCAAGAUUGUGGAACGCUACCUCCAACCGGAAAGUUGAAGACAAACGGAAGGCCAGCCCCAUUCUUUUCUCGCAUGCGAAAAGCGCUGUCAAUCUGUCAACAUGAAUAUGUAUUCUUGAAAACCGGCUUAAAAUUUACAAAAAAGCUUUUUAACAGCGCUCAAAGCUUAUUAAUACAUGUAAUACUAUUCAGUAUACACUACAUUUAUUCAGUUAAAACGUCCUUGUAGACUUUACUUUUAUUUUUAUCUAAUAAUUGUUUAUUGAAAGAGCAUUUUUCUGCGAUAAAAGUGUGCCUCGAGAGAAUCUCGAGCUCUAAGCAUGCAUGUCUUGAACCCCAGACAUGUCUUGACCUUCAUUUCGCGGCUACCGCAAUUUCUAGAAUUGUCGCCCACGUGGUAACAUAUUGGAACUGAUUACAGAUUUCCAAUCCCCAAUCGUGUGUUAGUUCCAGUGAUGGGUAUACCUGGAGGAAUGAUUAUAUGUUUUUUUCUUCUGUAGGUUGUACUAGCGAACAAAGGUGACAUUGACGCUGUGUUUUCAUACAUUUAUUCUCAAUCUAUGUUUGGUCCUCUCGUUACAUUCUCUCCAUCUCAAGGCAUUGUCAGACCUGGCGGAUACCAAGCUAUCAAGGUUUGUUUCAAUGUUUCUAUCAAGAGCCGCAGGCUUAAUUCUUGUCGGAGGGCUUAUUAGUUCUGGGUCCGGCUGUUAAAGCUGGAUUAGCGCUAACCAUGAGUUAAAAUUUAACCUGCUGUUUCGGUUUGUGUAUUUCUGCACAUCUCUUUAUUUCAAAACUUCAGAGUGAGGACGGAUGGUAAACUAUCCGAAACGUAGCUAAAAUAAAAAUAUUAUUAAAAACCUCUUGUGUGAUCCUUGAUUUAAAUUAAAAACACAAAAUUAUUUAAUAUGCACAGAGGUGAAAGUUUCAGAAAAGCAAUUAAAAAUCGGUACGGGAGCGGCGGAUUGAAACAAACAGACAACUUACAAAAGUGUACAUUGAAACAAGUAAGACUGAAGAAUCAUCUAAAAUUCUUAAGAAGAUGCAGAGAUAUGCAUCAUCAAUAAGAGAGUUGUUCCACAAGGGCUUCGAGUACGGUUAUUAAAAGAUGAGUUUAAAGUACGUAAUGUUACACGAAUGAAAAAAAAGAUUGGAAACUACACGAGUACAAACCCGGAUUAAAGAUAUUCGUCGAAAACUAUAUUAUGUAAAUCAGCAAAAGAGAGAUAUUUUAAUGGAUUUGAAAGAAACUUUCACGCAAAAUGAUUUUCAUUGGGUAGAACAAGUUAUCAGAGUUUCCGAAAACAGAGAAAACGAGAAUGUGAAGAAAAGACAGGUGAGAAAGUUUGACGCAUUGAUAAAAGAAAAAGAAGAUCUCGAGAAUAAAAAUAGACAAUUGUUAGAAGACCACGAAAGAAUGAAGAAAGAAAAGAUAAAGAAUGAAGUCGUUGAUCUAACGGAAGAUGGUAUCGACAAUGAUAUUAAGGGCUACUUGUCUUUGGGACCAGGAUUCUGUGAAGCUCCAACAAGAGUACCGUAUGAACAUAUUAUAGCAGAAACGGAGAAAAUGUGUACAAAGAUAAAGAGAGAAGGCGAGACUAAUGAAAUUGAUGAAGAAAUAGUUGAACAUGAAAUUGGUGAAAUACGCGAAAAUGUAAAAGUUAUUUUGGAGAAAGCUAGACACAAGAAAUAUAAAACGAAUUUGACGAAAGAAGAGUUAAACGGAAAAAAGAAAGCUCUACAAGAUAAAAGAAAAGUAUUCUUACCAGCAGAUAAAGGACGGAUAAUGGUGGCUAUGGGUAGAUUUGAAAGUGAAGGUGGUGAACAAAGUUAUGAAUACAAGAUGAAACAAGUAUUGGUUGAUCUCAAGGCAAAACCUUCCAUAAGAGCAAAAAAGGACUGGGACUUGACUGAUAAAGUUUGUCGAGAAGGUACAAGGGUUAUUGAAAGAAUUGUCGAAAGAGGAGAAAUUUCAAAGAAUGAUGCGGAACGGUUAAAACCAAAGGAUUAUCAUGCCCCUAGGUUAUAUGGAUUGCCAAAAAAUACACAAAGAUGGUGUUCCAUUGAGAGGGGUGGUCUCAACGGUUCGAUCGCCUUUUGA